AUGAAAGCGUCCAGGCAACAGAACAAGAAGCAACAGCUUCAGCAGAGAGGAUGCAGGGCUUUGUGUUGCAGUAGCAGGCUUAGCGUAUCUUCGUCAGAGGAAGCAGAGAGCUCAAAUUCCGAGAGGUUUGCGUCAGUUUCAACCCUAGCGCACGCCAUGGUGCAAGAGAGACUGGAUCAAAUGAUUAGAGAAAGGCAGGAGGCAAGACAAUUAGAGAGAAGAAGGCCGCAAAGAUCAGGUCAUGAAGGGACUAAGUUUGUUUUGGUGAUGGCCAUGGAAAAGUGCUCCUACGAUCCCAGAGAGGAUUUUAGGGAGUCCAUGGUCGAGAUGAUCAUAGCAAAUCGGAUUCAAGAACCAAAAGAUCUUCGUAGUCUCUUGAAUUAUUAUAUUUCAAUGAAUUCUGAGGAGUAUCAUGGGAUUAUACUUGAGAUUUUCCAUGAGUGUCAUGUUUGGAUCGAUGAUAAUGCAUACAACCAAUUGUGGUAUGAUCUGAAUCUUUGA
Molecule: messenger RNA, 501 nt
Organism: Juglans microcarpa x Juglans regia
Lineage: Eukaryota; Viridiplantae; Streptophyta; Magnoliopsida; Fagales; Juglandaceae
Product: probable transcription repressor OFP9
Exons: 2
Coding region: 1-501 (166 amino acids)
Biological process (GO): negative regulation of DNA-templated transcription
Source: RefSeq, a predicted model, not a curated record